Molecule: messenger RNA, 2354 nt
Organism: Mugil cephalus (flathead mullet)
Lineage: Eukaryota; Metazoa; Chordata; Actinopteri; Mugiliformes; Mugilidae
Gene: sypl2a
Product: synaptophysin-like 2a
Exons: 6
Coding region: 180-887 (235 amino acids)
Cellular component (GO): synaptic vesicle; synaptic vesicle membrane
Source: RefSeq, a predicted model, not a curated record
UCCGCCACUGGAAGGAAGGGAAUGGGAGUAAUUCUGGAGAGUUGACAGUGGUCUUAUCAGCGAAUACAAACGGAGUGACUUCAAAUUAGCUUCACGGCUAAACGUGCAGCAUUAGCAGCGAAAUUAGCAGGCCGAGCAACGAGCAACACGCCUUUAGCUCGUCUCCACACAAACCCCAAAUGGACACUGUUCAGAGAAUGGUGUCUGGAUUUUCUCUGGACCUGGGACCACUGAAGGAACCUCUUGGGUUUAUUCGUGUACUGGAGUGGGUCUUCACCAUCUUUGCGUUCGCCACCACAGGAGGUUACACUGGGACGACCCACUUCACCGCCAAAUGCUCAGAAACCGACACUAAGGAUGUCAGUCCUGAGUUUGCCUACCCGUUCAGGUUGGCAGCGUAUCCUUAUAAGAUACCAUCGUGUAACGGGACAGCGCCCAACAACACCUACCUGCAGGGCGACUUCUCCUCCUCGGCCCAGUUCUUCGUGUGCGUCGGUGUGUUUGGGUUCCUUUACUGCACCGCCACCCUGAUCCUGUACCUGGGCUACCAGAGCGUGUACCGCCAGACCACCCGCGGCCCCAUCGUAGACCUGGUGGUGACUGCUGCCUUCGCCUUCCUGUGGCUUGUGUCCUCGUCAGCUUGGGGCAAAGGUCUCACCGAUGUAAAAUGGGCGACUAACCCCGACCACCUGGUGGAGUUAUGCAAGGACAUAUGUACGGCAGGAGAGUUUCCUGCCAUGGGUCGCCUCAACGCCUCCGUGACGUUCGGCUUUUUGAACUUGAUCCUGUGGGCUGGAAACUGCUGGUUCAUUUACAAGGAGACGCCUUUCCACAAAGAUCCCAACCCGCCGGCAACACCGGAGAUAAGCGGCGUCCCGGGGCCGUAACCGCGUCGUUUAAAUCCACGACAAAGCAAAGCCAUUUACCCCGUCAACGAAUGCUUUACGCCCCCAAAAAAACAGCCCCUCAUCCGAAACCUGACGCAAAGGAAAUAAAAAGGAAUUCAACUGCAUAAACAGCCCCUGAAAAUAAUCCCCAGUCGCUUCAUGAGCUACACCUCCAAGUUUCUUUCGCCCACUCAGUGUGCCUUAAAAUCAAAAGCACUAAAGUUCUGAAUCAAACACUAAUGUGUUUACACUACGUUCAAUAAAAUUUGCAAUGAAUACAGUCGUGACGUUAAACCUUCAGCUGUUAUACAUGUGGUGCUCGGAGGAGUCGGCCUGCAGCGCGUUAGCUUCCACGUUAGCUUCCACGUUAGCGCCUUGUCCUCCCUUUAUGUGUGAGGAGGUGGUUUUAGUGCUGCCUAAGAGAGAAAGACACAAGUUCAACCGAAAUCAACGCAGCCCUCACGUCUAGAAAUCUGAAAAGCAGAUAUUCGGCAAAUGAUUUAUAUGACACUAAAGGAAAGUCACACUAUCGUCUCCUGUGCUUUAUAUUUUUGGACGUGUUUCAGGUUGUGACGGCUCGUAUUUGCAGCCUGUAUCUGUGCCGGGGUUAGCGCUCUCUGCAGGUUUGCUCUGGCUGUUGCACAUAAACCUCACAACGCUUUAGUCCCUCUUUAACGUUUCAGGCCGCUCAGUAACACUAAGACUUUUGGAACUUGCAGUGACAUUAUUUAUAUGCACCUCAUGUCUAUUUAUAUCAACUUCAAUUGGUCUGUUAGUUUUUUUUUUUUUGUUGUUGUUGUUUUUUUGGGGGGGGGUGGGAGAGGGUUAAGUCAUCAUUUUAAAAAAAAACAACAACAUUGGAGUUGUGUGUUUCCCACUUUCAGUGUGCAGCUUCUCAUUGAUUUGUUGUUUGUUGUUUUCUAUUAAACAGACUCUACCACCGAGUGGCUUUGCGCUUAAUCUUCAGUAGCCGAAACGGAUUGUGCGUGUUUCUUCUUUAGACGUCCUGCUCUGCAUGCAGCUUGGCAGUGAACACUACACACGUUUAUUAUUUUUUAUUUUUUUUUUUUUAUUUUAAUGUUAAUCUCCUACAGCCGUUCUGGACGUUUGUCUGCACGUGAUCCGUUUGCGUUGCACUACGAUGCACUUCUAAAGAUCUCCAUGCAGAAACUGCAUUAAUAGAUUUUUUUGGGGGGGGUUUUUUUCUGCCUGUAGGGAAUAAAUGUCUGUUUGUGUCAUCACAGUGGAAAGAAGUAGAUCUGUAACACUUUUCUGAAAUUAAACACGUUGUGUGAGAUCAGUUUUAAAGAAUGAAUCUCUGAGUAGUUUGAACACAUGUUGUGUAGAAUGUUUCUGCGAUGAGUUAUUAACGUUGCCCGUUGUGUAUUUUAUGCCUUUGUUUCGUGCACAAAUGAAACCAGUUAAUCUGUAUUGAAAUGUGUAAACAUGAGAGCUGCAACUGCUGGA